AUGGGACUGCACGCCAUCUACGGAGAGUGCCGCCGCCUUUACCCCGACCAGCCGAACCCGCUCCAGGUCACAGCUAUCGUCAAGUACUGGUUGGGUGGCCCAGACCCCUUGGAUUAUGUUAGCAUGUACAGGAACGUGGGGAGCCCUUCUGCCAACAUCCCCGAACACUGGCACUACAUCAGCUUCGGCCUCAGCGACCUCUAUGGUGACAGCAGAGUCCAUGAAUUCACAGGAACAGAUGGGCCUAGUGGUUUUGGCUUCGAGUUGACAUUUCGUCUGAAGAGAGAAACAGGGGAGUCUGCUCCCCCAACAUGGCCAGCAGAGCUCAUGCAGGGCUUGGCCAGAUACGUGUUCCAAUCGGGUCCAAUCAUGACUGUCCCCGACCCCACCCCAAGAAGUGAAGGUGCCGGGGAAGUGGAGCAGAUGCCAGAAUUCUGGCUUUGGACUUGCAGGCCAAAGAACACCUUCUGCAGUGGGGAUCACGUGUCUUGGCACAGCCCUUUGGAUAACAGUGAGUCAAGAAUUCAGCACAUGCUGCUGACAGAGGACCCGCAGAUGCAACCUGUGCAGACACCCUUUGGGGUAGUUACCUUCCUCCAGAUCGUUGGUGUCUGCACUGAGGAACUCCAUGCAGCCCAGCAGUGGAAUGGGCAGGGUAUCCUGGAGCUGCUGCGGAUGGUGCCCAUCGCUGGCGGCCCCUGGCUGAUAACUGACAUGCGGAGGGGAGAGACCAUAUUUGAGAUCGAUCCACACCUGCAAGAGAGAGUUGACAAAGGCAUCGAGACGGACGGUUCCAAUCUAAGUGGUGUCAGUGCCAAGUGUGCCUGGGAUGACCUGAGCCGGCCCCCUGAGGAUGACGAAGACAGCCGAAGCAUCUGCAUAGGCACACAGCCCCGGCGGCUCUCUGGCAAAGACACGGAGCAGAUCCGGGAGACCCUGAGGAGAGGACUUGAGAUCAACAGCAAACCCGUCCUUCCACCAAUCAACCCCCAGCGACAGAAUGGCCUCACCCAUGACCGGGCCCCGAGCCGCAAAGACAGCCUGGAAAGCGACAGCUCCACAGCCAUUAUCCCCCAUGAGCUGAUCCGCACACGGCAACUUGAGAGUGUACAUCUGAAAUUCAACCAAGAGUCAGGAGCCCUCAUUCCUCUCUGCCUAAGGGGCAGGCUCCUGCAUGGACGGCACUUUACAUAUAAAAGUAUCACAGGUGACAUGGCCAUCACAUUCGUCUCCACGGGAGUGGAAGGUGCCUUUGCCACUGAGGAGCACCCUUAUGCAGCUCAUGGACCCUGGUUACAAAUUCUAUUGACGGAAGAGUUUGUAGAGAAAAUGUUGGAGGACUUAGAAGAUUUGACUUCUCCAGAGGAAUUCAAACUCCCCAAAGAGUACAGCUGGCCUGAAAAGAAGCUGAAAGUCUCCAUCCUGCCUGAUGUGGUGUUCGAUAGCCCCCUGCACUAGCCUGGGCUGGGCCUGCAGGGGCCAGAGGAGAGCCCAGCUGCUCCCGGUGACUCCGGUGUAACAACAGUGUGAGGGAGAGUCCCACCAGUAAAAGGACAAGUGUGAGGAUGACCGAGCACGUGCAGCCCGGCGGGAUGCUGGGCCUGGGCCGCUGACCUCGCCUCGCCUGCAGUGCCAAGCCCACACGACCAGGCCCUGAUCCCACUGGGCACUGAGUGGGCAAAUGCAAACCUUCCUUUCCUGCUGCCGCCUCGAGUUCUGGUUUGAGAAGUGACUCUGGACCUUUAAUGUGCUCCUCGGUCUCAGGCCUCCUCUCACCUACCCGCUGCCGAGCACCCAGCAGGAAGGAGGUGGAGUGGCCCUCGGGGUUCACUGCCCAGCUCAAUCUGGGAGCCUUUGGUAGUCAAGCUCCUCCUGCCACCGAACAAUUCUUCUGAUUGUGUUUGGUUUUCUUCCUCUAUUUUAUUUUGUAGAAACCGAUGGUAUUUUAUUGCUCUUCAGAGAUGUCCAGAAGCUGUGUAUAUAAUGUUUUUUAAACAGAACUUUAAUGCCAGAUGAACUUUUGCAUUCUCUCAGACAAGGGCUUGGGGCUAACUCCCUCUGAGCCGCCACCAGAGAAGGUAUGGUGUACACCUGCCUGCCCAGGGCCCAGAGCAGCCAGCUUCAGAGAGGCUUUUCUUCCCAGUGGGCCUGGUGGAGCCAGGUGGAGCCUGUGGCAGGGGAGAGCUAAGAUUCCCCCAUGAAGCCUUGAGUCCAGUUAAGCUGGGCCAAGAAGGGGUACUGCUGCUUCCCAGUGGACUGGACCCCACAAAGUUAAAGGACCGUCAGGGUCUCAGAGACUUGGUAGCCUCAGCCUUGUCUCCCAGGCUUCCCAGGGUGAGGCCCAGCACCUCACAGAUCAUCCCCACCUGCCACUCAGGGCCUGGGUCUCCAGCUCUUUGACCACUCCUGUCCCAUUUCCUCAUCCCCUGGGCCUCCCAGCCUCCAGGCUGCAGGACUCUGGCUAAUUAAAAAUGGAAAAAGUAACCCUCUCAACGGCUUUCGCUUUGAUUUUGCAAACACUGCAUUCUACCUCUCUUCUAUCCUCCCUGCAUCCAUUCAUUUCUCAUCUUUCAUUCCCCAUUCCUGUCCUGCUUCUGGGCCUCUCUGGGUCCUUAAUCCCUUGCCCCAAUACUGAAGUUCUCAUGGUCUUCCUCCCAGAAGCCAGCCUAUUUCUGGCCUGUGGUUUUGGGGUCCCUCUUGGAUGAUCUUCCACUUCUGUCCUGAAAUCAAUAAGCCCCAUUCAUGCCCUUUUACCCCCAACUCUAGGGACUACUAUUUCAAGAUCACCCUUCAGGCCUGUCCAAAGCAAAGCCAUUUUGUCUGUCAGGGAUCACAUAGGACUAUGCUCUGCCCGGCCUACACCACCAUACACACCAGGAGGCCACAGGAGGCCCACGGGUACAGGAUCCCUCUGAUGAGAGAUCCCGACAAAGCUGCCUCCAGGAGCCACGAAGGCAGUGACCGUCUCUCCAGGGAGUAGCAGUUGGACUUCCAAGGAGCCUGGCCCCUUCUCUGCACACACCUUUAGGGCUACCUGGUUAAUUCCAUCAAAUUCAGAGCUUCAAGGCAGAUCAGCCUGGAGUAUGGGAGAGAUGGACUCCAGGCUCCCAGCAGCCAAGGUGCAACCCUCUGGACCUGACGUUGGGAGCAGCUGUGCCUUCUCAGAACUUUUCAAAAGGACGUUUCCUGGCCUCCAUCUGCCACAGCAUCCCUGCCUUCGAAGCUCUUGUCUUCCGAUGUCUCGUGGCCAAAGAGGUGCCAUCACCUUUCCUCCUUUCCUUGCCACCGGACCUGCUCUCCACCAGUUCUCUUUAUGGAGUCCUGCCUCCACCUGCCUGGUUUGGCGAUGGGGAGGGGACUAUUUUAUAAGCUUUGUCAUCAGUAUGGGAGGCAGUAGGCGAGCUCCGAGACGAUGAGCCCAUGACGCCUAUGGCCCCUGCCUGCCCAUGUUGGGAACCUCCAAGGUCAUGCUGGGGCCAGGCCUCCAUUUCCUUUUCCUACAGGGCAGUGGCAGGGCACCCGCUGUCUCUGACCACACCUCCUUCCCCUUGUGUGGCAGUGCCUUCCCAGGGGUUCUCUAUUGAGCUGGCUGGUGAGACAGGCAAGGCUGACCACGUACUGUGCUUAGCACAGCACCUGAACCGUGGUGGUUGCUCACUAAAUGUGUCCCUUCAUUCCCUCCCUGCAGCCCCUUCAGAGCCCUGACCUCAUAGUGAGGGGGAGGUAAGAAGCAUCCCUCCAUCUGCCUCUUCCACAAGCUUCCCUGAGGUUUGCCUGGUCCCAACCCUCCCAGUCCCUGGUGCUAGGAAGGGGCACCCCCGUGCUGUUUGCCUGCCACACAAGGCAGACUUCUGUGGCUCCUCAGGUCCAGUAUGGGCUGCAAGAGUACCACAGACCCAGCUGCCACUCGGAGCGGUGGAGAGGCUCAUGCAAGGUCUCAGAUGUGGCCAGGGAGCUGCCACUUUCCUGUCCUUCUCUUCCUGUUCCAUAGGCCAGGCUGGGACUGGGAAGCCUUGGGGAGUCUAAAAGGGCUAGAACGUUUUAAAAAUAAACACAGGGUCUUGGGACUGGGUUUUGACAUUGAGUUGAGGAGCAGGGAAAAAAUCUAAAAGUUGGUGCCCCUAUGGGGCAGACCAGUAAAGAAAUCCCUUGACUAUUUUUUUAUUCAGUUGUGUUUCCUCUCUGGCUUCCGGGACCUCCGUGCCAGGUGAGGGCCCUGGGUCCUUGUAAUAAGUGAGGAGCCCUGUAGAGAGAGCCCUCCUUUUGUACAAGGACCUGAAUGCUGCGACGAGCAGGCUUUUGUAAACAUUUUCAUUAGUUUCUAAUGUCAUUGGCGACUCAGUUCCUACGGGCUGCAGCCGGCCAGGAACUUUUGUAAGAACGUUGGCUGCCUCACUUAGAUGUCAUUUCUUUCUUGCCCCUCUUCCUCUGUGUAAUCUAAGUGCAUUAAACAUAUUUACAGAA
Molecule: messenger RNA, 4464 nt
Organism: Myotis davidii
Lineage: Eukaryota; Metazoa; Chordata; Mammalia; Chiroptera; Vespertilionidae
Gene: SUFU
Product: SUFU negative regulator of hedgehog signaling
Exons: 14
Coding region: 1-1458 (485 amino acids)
Cellular component (GO): nucleus; cytoplasm
Molecular function (GO): transcription factor binding
Source: RefSeq, a predicted model, not a curated record